AUGGGUUCCUUGACCUCCUCAAGCCUCUGGAAUGCUGUCCAAGAAAGCUUUGGAGUUAUAAACAAAUCGAGAGUCACUUUUCUUAUUAAUGAACUUCAAAGGACAAGGAAAGGUAAGAACAUCUUUCACAAUGAUCUUGUAACACAAGUUCUAGAUGGGCUUGAUGAAGAGUAUACUCCUAUAGUGGUUCGGAUCAACAGCAGGGAAUCAAUCUCCUGGCAUGAACUGCAAUCUGUAUUGAUGACCUAUGAGAGUCUAAUUGAGCAUCUCAAUGCUGUGAAAAAUAGCUUAGCAUCUGUUUACCUUAGUCAAGCCUCUGCUAAUUUUGUGCUUAGAUCUAGCUUUAACAUAGGAAGUAGGUCGAAUUUUGGUGGAAAAAGCUUUAACUAUAAAGGUGGAAGAGGUAGAGCCAGAGGAUCAACAAAUGAAGGAAGUGCUGCUGGAGGGGAAGCUUAA
This is a messenger RNA of Fraxinus pennsylvanica, 456 nucleotides long. NCBI's taxonomy places the organism in Eukaryota, Viridiplantae, Streptophyta, Magnoliopsida, Lamiales, Oleaceae. The record is from the annotation of a GenBank genome assembly.